AUGCACAGCAGUCGACUGGACGGAGCAUGGGCCGUCCCCGUUGCGUCCACCAGCCGGGUACGUCAGCUCAGGGUCAUCUCGUUCCACCCGACGCGUCGCGACACGCUCGCACUGACCAUCUCCAUCUCGCCUUGCCCCCGUCUCGCGCUCGGAUCAUGGCAUUACCCGCCGAAAGAGCGUUGUCACCCUACCGUACAGGGCCCCUCAGGCUCAGCUGACCGAAGGCAACAGCCACGGUCACAACAAUCGCAGCCAGAACAACGCGCUUUCCGCCGACGGCGCUGCUCGUCCACGACAGUCAGCCCGCGGGAGGGAUGACAUCGACACCACCUCGGCCAAGGCGCGCCUGCAUCAGCAACAGCAGCAAGCGUUCGACUUUUUCGAUUCGUCGCGUAAGUCUCACCGGUCGGGACAAGAUCUGUCGUGAGUGUUCGCUGACGUCGGGGCACCGGGUGCAGAUCAAUCGUGGAUUCAGCCUUACACGCGAGCAUGGUCCGCUACCGCACAGCGGAUCCAGGUGAGCGAGCGACCCUCCCCACCUACUGGACAACUUGCCCUAGCUGAUUCGCCGUCGCGCUGGCGAACGAAAACCCACCCAGUCGACCCUCUCGACAGUUCAUCAUGGCUCACUCGACGAGAUCACCGCCUUUGCCAACCAUUGCGCCCGGCGGGGCUCACGACCUUCGCUCGCAGAAUCGUUGACCGCCGGCUCACUUCUGGCCGUUGGACUUCUGAUCGGUGUGUAUUCCAGCGUGUAAUAUGCCUCCGCGCCUAGGCUGGUCGCUCACACCGCAUCGUUCGAUGCGCUUCAUCUCAUGACUGUCAGGUGCCAACCCCGGGGCAAGCGCCUUGCUCUUCUCGUCCCUCACUCGGCAUCUCGUCCUGCCCCACCACCAGGACCAGACGACUGCGAACUCUGCGCCGCCUAGCUUGGUGUCAAGGAUUUCGAGCCGAGACUGCGUUAGCCUCAAAUCUGCUCUCCGAAGCGUAAUAUCGGGCUUCAUGGGAAGACCAAAGUUCGAUGACUCCGACGAGGAAGAUGCCGAAGGCGAGGCUGUGAGUGCUUCACCUUGUCGUACCCGGCCUCGGUAUGUAUUGACGGCGGGAUAAUCCCGCUCCUCCAGGUGGUGUCCUCGGGCCUCAAAUCAGCCACACUGCCCGCAGACGACGUGAGGAAUUUGUGCGUCUGGUAUGCGCACAAGUAUCGAAAUACACAACAAAGUAGGUGGAUGUCCAUGUCUGACUACCCCGCCUGAGCUCGGCUAGCCUCCCCGAGCUGACAACCUGCCUGUUUUCAGGAGUGCGGCCCGGCCUAGUCGUCAUGAUCGAAGACCUGGAAGGCAUUGAUGCGCCUGUGAUGACGUCACUCUUUGAAGUCUUGCAGUAAGUUCAUCGCUUCUUGGCAGAAGAAACUGACCGUCCUGACCGCUUUCACAUUUUCGUCGGUCCGGCUUGAAAGCUCCUGCGCUUCCAAAGUUCCCCUGACUUUUCUCAUCGGCGUCGCGACAUCGUCUGACGCACUCUAUCAUGCCAUUCCAAGGACCUGCGCGAACCUUCUCGACGUCACCGAGUUCUUCGUCGACCUUGGGCUGAGCGCUUUCAACGGGCUCAUGGCCUCUGUAUGUUGUACUCUCCGCGCUGCUCGCCUACGUGCCUGCUGAACACGAUCCGCGCGUCGCGAAUGCAGAUAUCGUUUGCGUGGGAUCCACCGGUCGUUCUUGGGCCUCAGAUCCAAGACACCUUGCUGCAUAUCUUUGACGAGUCGCACCAUUCGAUAGAUGCGACCAUUUCCGCGAUGCAGGUGAGUGGAACUUGAAACCCAUCCGUCGAACCGGGUGAUUGGAGCUGGCUGACCGCAAUCAAUCUUUUCGCGAGGAUUCCUAGUUGGCGUAUGCGCACCAGUUCAGGACACAACCAGCGGCGGUACUGGGGGACGAGACGGGCUUUGAUCAGGAUGAUUUUGACGACGUGGUUGAAAUGCUCCUCGCGCUUCCGUCAGUCGCACAAGCUGGCCCAGCCUUCGUUGCCAAGGUUGAGGAGUCGGCAGACUCCGCGUGGGCAGCGAUCGAAGGGGCUCGGAUCGCAAAAAAGGGGUGGCACAUGCGUCGUCGGUUGGCUUGGGAGCUCGUUGAGGCCGUGCUUGAGGUAUGGACGCCGAGACGAACUCGAAGUGUUCAGGAGCGGUGGUCGUUGUUGGAACGAGGAACUCUGCUCGAGGAGGCGGCUGCCGAUUGGGAAAAGCUGAUCCUUCGUUCGAGCGCGGAGAAGAUCGAGCGAUGGAUUGAAAUCUCGCUGGGACGGCUGGAAGCCAUCUCGGCUGACAACACUGAAACGGGGCAGCAACUGCUCAACGCCAAGUAUCGAUUGGACGAGCUCGUGCGACAGUUGUGUUCGUCCGGAGAUGGCAGACAGAACUUUGUCAAUUCAAACGUGGCUGGCAUGGAAGCUGUUCACGGCCUCACGGCUUCGGCUAGCAUCGACAUCGAGUUCUCGAGCUUCACCAAGGCCAUGGCGACACUCUUUUCGGAUAUGCUCAAGUUAGUGCUAUAGACGGGGCUGAGCAUCACCGGGAAGCUUGUGGAGGGCUAAUCUCGAUCUCGUGACCGUUCCAGGAACGCUUGCGAAAGCUUCAAGUCCAUCCCUCUUCAUGAGAUAUGGUAUGUUGACGACCCAGGACCGCUGAAAGUGAGUCAUGCUCCUCUCGCACGUCAUGCCAGCCGAAUUGCCUGAGAACCAAAUCACCUGAUCAGGCUCGACUCAUCUUCGUCUUUGUGUAGCGCACACGACCUGCAUAUCUACCUUGCGUGCAUCGCUGUCUCUCCGGACCGGAGACCCGGGCAGCGGGUCCGCCCAAAAGGGCCUCACGAAGGGAUGUGGAUCAAAGCGCAAUCGAUUUGUCCGAUGAUCUUGCCACGGCCUACAAACUCUACCAGGAGACAGGUCGGUCGAUCAACCUUGCGGAUUGGUUCACUGCUUUCGACGCAACUGCCCGAGCCGAGGAAGCGACCACGAUCCGAAGGAAGCGGCGACGAGUGGGGCAAGAAGAUCUGGACAGCGACUCGAGCGAUCAUGAUGCCGAAGAAGAAGACGAGGAGGCGAGUGACCCGCGCAGACGAAUACAGGCGCGGUUCCUUCGGGUCGUUGGGGAUUUGGCCCACGUCGGAUUCUUGAACCCCACUAGUCGCAAAAGCGAGCACGUGUUGAAGAACAUCUUCUGA
Microbotryum saponariae is the source of this 3218-nucleotide messenger RNA. The record is from the annotation of a GenBank genome assembly. Lineage: Eukaryota; Fungi; Basidiomycota; Microbotryomycetes; Microbotryales; Microbotryaceae.